AUGGUAGCGCAGGACAGCAGUGCCCUGGACAGCAGUGCCCAGGACAGCAGUGCCCAGGACAGUAGUGCCCAUGACAGUAGUGCCCAGGACAGCAGUGACCAGGACAGCAGUGACCAGGACAGUAGUGCCCAGGACAGCAGUGACCAGGACAGCAGUGCCCAGGACAGCAGUGCCCAGGACAGCAGUGCCCUGGACAGUAGUGCCCAGGACAGUAGUGCCCAGGACAGCAGUGCCCAGGACAGUAGUGCCCAGGACAGUAGUGCCCAGGACAGUAGUGCCCUGGACAGUAGUGCCCAGGACAGCAGUGACCAGGACAGUAGUGCCCAUGACAGUAGUGCCCAGGACAGCAGUGCCCAGGACAGCAGUGCCCAGGACAGCAGUGCCCUGGACAGUAGUGCCCUGGACAGCAGUGGCCAGGACAGCAGUGCCCAGGACAGCAGUGGCCAGGACAGCAGUGGCCAGGACAGCAGUGCUCAGGACAGCAGUGCCCAGGACAGCAGUGCCCAGGACAGCAGUGCCCAGGACAGCAGUGGCCAGGACAGCAGUGGCCAGGACAGUAGUGCCCAGGACAGCAGUUCCCAGGACAGCAGUGCCCAGGACAGCAGUGCCCAGGACAGCAGUGCCCAGGACAGCAGUGGCCAGGACAGCAGUGCCCAGGACAGCAGUGACCAGGGCAGCAGUGCCCAGGACAGCAGUGCUCAGGACAGCAGUGCCCAGGACAGCAGUGCCCAGGACAGCAGUGCCCAGGACAGCAGUGCCCAGGACAGCAGUGCUCAGGACAGCAGUGCCCAUGACAGCAGUGCCGAGGACAGCAGUACCCAGGACAGCAGUGCUGAGGACAGCACUGCCCAGGACCGCAGUGCCCAGGACAGCAGUGCCGAGGACAGUAGUGCCCAGGACAGCAGUGCCCAGGACAGUAGUGCCCAGGACAGCAGUGCCCAGAACAGCAGUGACCAGGGCAGCAGUGGCCAGGACAGCAGUGCCCAGGACAGCAGUGCCCAAGACAGCAGUGCCCAGGACAGCAGUGCCUAG
Procambarus clarkii (red swamp crayfish) is the source of this 1032-nucleotide messenger RNA. Its product is annotated as dentin sialophosphoprotein-like. NCBI's taxonomy places the organism in Eukaryota, Metazoa, Arthropoda, Malacostraca, Decapoda, Cambaridae. The record is from RefSeq and is a predicted model, not a curated record.